Messenger RNA from Amblyraja radiata (thorny skate), 1611 nucleotides. RefSeq lists its product as uncharacterized. Bases 115 to 1320 code for a protein of 401 amino acids. Gene Ontology annotation, cellular component: cytosol; cytoplasm. The record is from RefSeq and is a predicted model, not a curated record. Lineage: Eukaryota; Metazoa; Chordata; Chondrichthyes; Rajiformes; Rajidae. Gene Ontology annotation, molecular function: MAP kinase tyrosine phosphatase activity; protein tyrosine/threonine phosphatase activity; MAP kinase tyrosine/serine/threonine phosphatase activity. The transcript is spliced from 5 exons. Gene Ontology annotation, biological process: peptidyl-tyrosine dephosphorylation; negative regulation of MAPK cascade.
GUCGAUAGCAACCUCUCGGAAGGGAACAGACGGAAGAAACUGUGUGUCGUGAUAUUGGUGGAUGGCUAAUUAUAUUUGUACCGAACUUCACGUCUCUAUCAGGAGGUCUAAAACAUGGAACCAGUGGAGAAAUGGAACAAAGACUUGCUCGUUCUCAAGCUUCUGAACAACAAGUUGAACUCAAAGGGAAAUGGGACCAAAGGAAUGAUAGCUAAGAACCUCCUACAAAUAUUGAAGAUCCGUGACUGUUUACCGCUCUCCGCUCCUCAUUCAGAUUGUGGUGCAGGUUCAUGCCCAGAUUUGGGAAUGAGUAGAAGCGAGAGACCAGGUUACAAACACAUAACCAUGACCUCCACCCCCAAGCUCCCGGUCCGGUCACACAGACCCCUCUGUCUAUCGGUCUCCUCGGAUGGAAACGGGCGAUACGCAGCUUUGGAAUCUCAGGAUUUUAAAAGCAGCCUGAAAUCCCAGAUGGACAAGGCUUACACUACUGGAGCCUCUAGCAGCACGGGAUCUUUGGAGAGAGCUUCGCUCUUUUGCGCUUCUGGGUCAACCUCAACGACAUCAAAUUUAACGGGUUCCAACGAAGCCCUGGCCAAGACCAAGUCUUCCAGCAGAUUCUCUCUGUUCUCAGCGCCUUGGAACAGCAGCUCGGAGUCUGACUCCAACCCGCCCUCGAGGACCGGCUCCAAGAGACUCAAGAACCACAGCCGCAAGACGGCGAACAAAACGGACAGUCCAAAGGACAGCAAGCGCGGCAUCCCCAAGCAGCUACAGUACUCUGAGCCCGUCAUCGCCAAGGUGACGGAGUACAUUUACGUGGGGAAUGUGAACGCCGCCUACAGUGGACGCGUCCUGUGCAGAAACAACAUCGAUAGCAUCAUCGACAUGAGCAACCUACCCGAGGAGUCCAACAUGUCCCUCAUCCCAUGCACCUGCACAAAGAACGUAAAGCACAGCUGGUCUCGACUCAAGGUCAACAUCAGAGAGUUCUCCAACGAUGACGUGUUCCCUCUGAAGGAACAUUGCUUCGAGGACAUUAACGGCUGCAUCAGUGCAUCAGCGGAGAAACAGAAGCGAGUCCUGGUUCACUGCCGGGAUGGGUACUCCUUGGCACCGACUUGUAUCAUACAGUUCCUCAUGUUGAAACAAAACAUGCAUCUCUUGACAGCGUACGAAUUUGUGAGAUCCAAGUAUCCUCUCAACAUCAAGGAACACCAUCAGAAUCUCUUGGUGACGCUGGAAAAGUCUCUCAGACCAGGCAAAACGGACCCCGAGUGUUUUAAACAAGCUCUGUCUCGAAAGAUAGCUUGGACUUAAUCCCAAACGCUUGUAUCUUCACAGCCUGGUCCAAAUAAAUGCCUUAAAGUUUCCCCUCACAGAGUCAAUUAAUCAAAAGUUGGAAACUGGAAACAAUUGCCUGCAACUUUGCUUGGCUUGAAUAUUUUGUUUCGGGUACAAAACUUGGACAUAUGUGUCCCUUCCUGGGGCAUUUACAUACACUUUUAUAAAUUGUCCCUUGGUUUCUUUCUGCAUUGAAUUUUUCCCUUAAUUUAUUUGUUUAAUUUUCCAAAUGGAAUAAAUAAAAGAGUGAUGAAUGAUUGGAUUGAA